Molecule: messenger RNA, 2684 nt
Organism: Hippocampus zosterae (dwarf seahorse)
Lineage: Eukaryota; Metazoa; Chordata; Actinopteri; Syngnathiformes; Syngnathidae
Gene: anp32e
Product: acidic (leucine-rich) nuclear phosphoprotein 32 family, member E
Exons: 7
Coding region: 57-935 (292 amino acids)
Biological process (GO): regulation of apoptotic process
Cellular component (GO): nucleus
Molecular function (GO): phosphatase inhibitor activity; histone binding
Source: RefSeq, a predicted model, not a curated record
CAAUCACGUGUCGCAAAAGGCGGGCCCGCCACGGAGGGGGCAGGACGCGAGGUAUCAUGGAGGAUCAGCGAACAAACUGUGGCCAUCAGAGACGCGCAGGCGACGCUCUUGUCCCGGGGACUUUCCUCUCACGACACCGCCCAACUGCUCCCUCGUCGCCGACUACAUAUUUCACAAUGGACAUGAAGAAGAGGAUCAUAUUGGAGCUGCGGAACCGAGACCCGGCAGAGGUGGCCGAGAUGUUGGUGGACAACAGCCCCUCGGAGAGUGGCGAAGUGGAAGGUCUGUCAGACAAGUUUGUCGAGCUGGAGGUCCUCAGUAUGAUCAACGUGGGUCUAAAUUCACUGGCCAAGCUGCCAUCGCUGCCCAAACUGCGCAAGCUGGAGCUGUGUGACAACAACCUGUCGGGUUCUUUUGAGACCUUGUCGGAAAAAUGUCCCAACCUGAUCUACCUCAACCUUAGCAGCAACAAGAUUAAGGAGCUGAGCAACCUGGAGGCCCUGCAAAACCUGAAGAACCUUCAGAGUCUGGACCUGCUGAACUGCGAGAUCACGUCGCUGGAGGAUUACCGCGACAGUGUGUUCGAGCUCCUGCCUCAGGUCACCUACCUGGACGGCUUCGACCAGGAGGAGAACGAGGCGCCCGAUUCGGAGGCCGACGAAGAAGAUGAGGACGGCGAGGAUGGGGCAGGGCCGACCGGCGACUACGAUGACGAGGACGACGAGGACGAGGACGGCUCGGAGGGAGGAGAGGUGGGGCUGAGCGUUCGUGGGAAGAGGGCCACGCAUCAGGAGGAGGAAGAAGAAGACGACGACGAGGAGGAAUAUGGUGAGGAGGAGGAAGAGGAAGAUGAGCGGGCGGACACUCAGGGACAAAAGAGGAAGAGAGACGUGGAGGACGACAGCGAGGACGACGAAGACGACGAGGAAAACUAGCCGUGCUGUCGUUGCCCGUGUGCGUGCGUUUCCCGUCCUACGCUAGACGUCGCCCCUUCUAGCUCUGCCCACCUCCUUCGAAUGGGGUUGCAAAGGGGAAAGCAUUUCUCUGGAAAUAAUCCAAAUUUGAAACUUUUCAUGGGAAUUAAUUGGGAUUUGAAUUGUUUGGUUGGUUGCUUUUCCGUUUUAUUUGUUUUUUGGGUGGGUGCGCAACGGCCAAUCUAAAAAAAAAUUGAAAGCAAUCGUUAAAGUACAGUGAUCCAAGUUCCCUCCACCCACCACAACAGAUUGACAAAUUCACCGAAUGGUUGGCAAGAAAUGUUUUUUUUUCCCCUGUUCAGUCCAAAGCAAUGUUGAAGCUAUCUUGUGGCAUCAUUAGGCAAUUGCAAAGCAUUUCGCUCUUAGCAGCAAGGUUGGGACCCUGUCUCCCGCUAAUUGUAGUAACUUGUUGGAGUCGGUAUUAUGCUCAAAUAUAUUUUAGCCUGUAAGUGUUUCUUAUUGUCAGGGGUGGGAGGUGAGGUGUGUCCGCAAAUAGCUUUCCGCUUGCCUAUACGAUUUAUACGAUUUAUAUUUACGACCCGAUGGACAAUUUAGAAAUGAGGGUCGACACCCAAGUUUGAUUUGAUUUUUUUAAUAGACAAAAUCCGUGCAUCUUUUAGUAUGACAUGUGGCCUGAGCAUCAAAACAACUAAGAGCUUCUAAACUAAUGAUGGACGAUACAUUUAGGGGGGGGGGAGACCUUGCUGAAUCUGUGAAUUUGCAAAGGCCGCGCCACAAAUAUGGGGUGCAUAUUGAGCCAAUCCUCAAUUGCGUACAUUAAAAGAAAUCGUUCUGCUUUGCUGAAUCUGUUAAUCCCCUUGAAAACUUUGAAUCACUUUGCAACCCUACUUCCUGUUUGUCUGCAACCCAGCUGAACUCCACUAGGGUCCGCCACAUGCAAGAUGGCGGCCACGUUGGCUUUGGGAUCUUCUGGAAUUUUUGCUGAAGGCAUCCAACUAAAUUGGGACUGUUCAUCGAUCCUCGCUUUUGCCCAUUAGUGAUGACAUUGCCAACUUUUAAGGGACACAUUAUUAAAAAGAAAAAGACUUUUUGAGCACAAAAAGUUAUCUGAUCGUUGAGGACGUUGAUUUUUGUUUUUUCGUUUUUAUUUUUCCAACACAAACCAAAGUCGGUGCACUUCAGAGCGCCCCCUUCAGGACUCCUUGUGUUUGUGGAUCAGGAUCUUCCUCCUCCGUUUUAGCCCGAUGAUCACAUGACUCUCCUGCCCCGCCCACCUUUUAGAAAUAUGCAGACCACUGUAAGCUCCUCCUUAUACUUAUUAUUCCGUGUGUGUGUGUGUGUUUUAUUGUAGCUUUUUACACGCUCGGUGACUUUUUUGUUUGUUUGAUUUCUUUUUGGGGGGAGAGGGUGGGUCAAGUGAUGUGAAAUAUUCCAAUAAAGUUCAAGUCCGGUCGCUAUUAAAACAUUGUGGGAUAAGGGAAAUCAACAUUUUUAAACGAAUUGAUGACAAAGCAAUAUUUAUAGAUUUUUACAAAGAUAAGGUUGCUUUCUUGUGAUCGGCCGAUUAAUUUAGUUAUUACCUUGUCGUUUCUCUCACUGACAUCCAAAUAAAUGUGCGUGCGUUUUUGUGUGUCGGUGUGUGUUUGCCGCUUUGAACAUUUAUUACAAAAAAAGGAUGGAAUAUUUGUGUACAUACGUUUUUACGCUCUUCAGGUCUGAUAGAAAAUGAAAAUAAAGUCAUUUAGUUGA